Pocillopora damicornis (cauliflower coral) is the source of this 797-nucleotide messenger RNA. RefSeq lists its product as uncharacterized. The record is from RefSeq and is a predicted model, not a curated record. Lineage: Eukaryota; Metazoa; Cnidaria; Anthozoa; Scleractinia; Pocilloporidae.
UUCCAUUGUCGCCUGAUGAUUGACAGCAAUAUUGCGUGUUUUAUCAUUGUUGUCUAGUGAUUGACCGCAAAAUAGUGUGAUUUUAACAUAGAGAGAGACAACUGUUCAAAGUUGCCUAGUUACUGAUACUGAAUGACAGCAAUAUGGCAUGAUUUUGCGUCAUAAACAAUCGACUUUCAGGUACUUCUAAAACAAGAGCAACACACUGGCCUCAGUUCAAACAAGUGCACCUGCUUCCACAGCUCUUCGUACUGCUGUUUCUUUGAGUCUGCUGGGGAUACGCCUCCAUUUUGCAGUUUGUGACCCCCAAGGAAAUUUAGAGCCCUUCAAAAUGAAGCUGUGGUUAAUUGCUGCCAUUACUCUCUCUUUUGGAGUUCAAGUCGUGUUGAGCUUGAAGUGUUUGUCCUGCACCAGUGAGAAGUCAUGGGAUGACUGUAAAGGAAAAAGCAUCUCCUGCAAGGCUCCGGCUACCGAUGCAUGUAUUAAGAUUUACUUGAAAUCUGGUUCAAGGGAAUUAUUUGCAAGAGGUUGCAGUACCAAUGCUGGCUGUGACACGGAAACCAACCCUCUUUGUAAAGACGCCAACGAGUGUGACAUCUAUUGCUGCAACGGUGACGACUGCAAUGCUGGCACAGCAACCCACACCAGCGGUGUUCUGUUGCUGUCAUGCGCCCUGGCCUCUCUUGUGAUCUUUUUCAAAGCUUAAUUUGAGGUCAUGUACGGCUAAUGAGCAGUGCUGUAACUAAGUAUAACACUUUUGUAAUGUAAUGAAUGUCACACUAAGCAUGGGGACAAUG